This is a messenger RNA of Vitis riparia (riverbank grape), 3704 nucleotides long. RefSeq names its product epidermal growth factor receptor substrate 15. Gene Ontology annotation, biological process: endocytosis; endosomal transport. NCBI's taxonomy places the organism in Eukaryota, Viridiplantae, Streptophyta, Magnoliopsida, Vitales, Vitaceae. The transcript is spliced from 13 exons. Bases 275 to 3313 code for a protein of 1012 amino acids. The record is from RefSeq and is a predicted model, not a curated record. Gene Ontology annotation, molecular function: calcium ion binding; protein binding. Gene Ontology annotation, cellular component: nucleus; cytoplasm; plasma membrane.
AUCUCUGCUGUUACAUACAAUACAGUCUCCGCUUCUCUCGAUCUGGAGACAAAAUCCAACAUUCGAUGCAUAUGCAAGAGAAAUAACGCACUGUUCUAUGCUCCACAAUCCCCUGAAACUCUCAAUUAUUGUGUUGUUUCUCCUCGAUCAGCACAUCGGACUUGGAUUCUUGUGAUCUCUGAUUCUCUCAUAUUUGAUUUUUUUUUUUCGACGGUGAUCUGAGUUUUGAUUGAUUUUGCGGAUUGAUCUGAGAAUUUAUUGAGCGGCAACGGAUAUGGAGCAGUUUGAUGCGUAUUUUAGAAGAGCGGAUUUGGAUGGGGAUGGGAGGAUCAGUGGAGCUGAAGCCGUUGCGUUCUUUCAAGGAUCCAAUUUGCCCAAACAUGUUCUGGCUCAGGUGUGGAUGCAUGCUGAUCCGGCGGGCACUGGUUUCCUUGGUCGGGCAGAAUUUUAUAAUGCUCUUAAACUUGUAACUGUGGCACAGAGUAAGCGAGAAUUAACACCAGAUAUUGUGAAGGCGGCAUUAUAUGGUCCAGCUGCAGCUAAAAUUCCUGCACCACAAAUAAAUCUUGCAGCAAUACCUUCACCUCAACCAAAUCAGAUGACUACUACACCAGCCCCACAAAUGGGUGCAGUUGCACCAACAGCAUCUCAAAAUCUUGGCUUCCGAGGACAAACACUUCCAAAUCCUAGCACAAACCAACAAUAUUUUCCUUCUCAGCAAAAUCAGUUUAUGAGACCGCCUCAACCCAUGCCUGCUGGAAGUGCUUCACGUCCACCACAGAAUCUUGCAGGGCCAGAACUUAACAGGGGAGGUAAUAUGGUUGGUCCUGGGGUGCCAAACUCAAACAUUUCAAGUGAUUGGCUCAGUGGAAGAACUGCUGGAGCUCCAACUGGGCCACUGUCACAGGUCCCUAAUAGAGGGAUAACUCCAUCAAUGCCCCCACCUACAACAAAACCACUAGAUCUGGCUUCAACUCCUAAAGCACCAGUUGUUUCUGGAAAUGGGUUUGCUUCUGACCCAGUUUUUGGUGGUAAUGUGUUCUCUGCAACCCCAACUCAACAAAAAAGAGAUUCUUCUGGGUUGACUUAUUCUGUUAGUAGCUCACCUGCCUCAUCAGUUGCUUUAAGUCCAGCACCUACUGGGUCCCCGUCACUGUCCAAGCCUAGUUCACUGGACUCAUUGCAGAGUGCUUUCACCAUGGGACCUGCAGGUGGUCAGAUUCAGCGUGCCCAGUCAGCAGGGAAUCUAAACCAGCCUGCUCCUCCCCAGAGUACUUCUCCUCUUUCAUCAUCUGGGGUUUCAGUGGGAGUUGGAAAUUCUGCUUCAAACCAGUCCCAGCUUCCAUGGCCAAGGAUGACACCAUCCGAUGUUCAGAAAUACACAAAAGUGUUCAUUGAAGUAGACUCGGACAGAGAUGGCAAAAUCACUGGCGAGCAAGCACGGAACCUAUUUUUGAGUUGGAGGCUGCCAAGAGAGGUUUUGAAGCAGGUGUGGGACUUAUCUGAUCAAGAUAGUGAUAGCAUGCUUUCUCUGCGGGAAUUCUGCACUGCACUCUAUCUUAUGGAGCGAUAUAGGGAAGGUCGGCCUCUUCCAGCAGUGCUUCCAAGCAAUAUUAUGUUUGAUGAGACAUUGUUCCCUAUGAUGGGCCAACAAGCUUCUUUUGGAAAUGCGGCUCGGCCACCUACUCCUGGUUUGUCUCAUCAACAUGGGAUUCCUGGUGUCCGACAAAUGACAACUGCACCUGGUUUGGGGCCACCUAUUCAGGUUGCACUUCAGGGUGAUGGAGCAAUGCAACCUAAUCAGCAAAAAAUAAGUGGACUGGUUUCAGAGGAUGUCUUUGGGAACCAACUCAGUAAUGGAGAGAAAAAUGGACUCAAUUUGACACAUCAAGAUGUAACGGAUUCAGAGAAAAAGGUUGAAGCAACAGAAAAUGUGAUUCUGGAUUCUAAAGAGAAAAUUGAGUUGUACCGCACAAAAAUGCAGGAACUUGUUCUAUAUAAAAGCAGAUGUGAUAAUCGACUUAAUGAAAUCACAGAAAGGGCAUCUUCAGAUAAGCGGGAGGCUGAGUUUGUGACUAAGAAAUAUGAAGAGAAGUAUAAGCAAGUUGCAGAGAUAGCAUCUAAACUAGCAAUGGAAGAUGCCAGAUUUCGUGAUCUUCAGGGAAGGAAGAACGAGUUGCAUCAAGCAAUUAUCAAAAUGGAACAGGGUGGCAGUGCUGAUGGUAUUCUUCAGGUUCGAGCUGAUCGCAUACAGUCAGAUCUUGAAGAGCUAAUCAAGGCUUUGACAGAUCGUUGCAAGAAACAUGGAUUAGAUGUUAAGUCAACUGCAAUAAUUGAGCUUCCCAUUGGUUGGGAACCUGGAUUUCAAGAGGGAGCUGCUAUUUGGGAUGAAGAUUGGGAUAAGUUUGAAGAUGAAGGACUUUCGUUUGCCAAAGAUUGCGCUGUUGAUGUGCAAAAUGGAGUAGGCUCUCCUAAAUCAAAAUCCACAUCUAUUCAGAAAGAUAAUGCUUCGAGUUUCGGUGAACAUGGCAUUGAGAAUGAAUCUGCAUAUACCCACAGUGAAGAUGACUUGGCUAGAAGCCCACCUGGCAGUCCAGGUGGCAGGACUUCACUAGAAAGUCCAUCUCAAGAACUUUCAAACAACCAUUUCAGAAAGAGCAGUGAAGCAGACACUGAAAUCCAUAGAAGCUUUGAUGAACCAAACUGGGAACCAUCCUUUGACCACAAUGACGACACAGACUCCAUUUGGGGCUUUAACCCCAGUACAACCAAGGUGGGCCAAAAUUUCCAGGACUUUGAUUCUGAUAAGCACAGGGAAAAUGAUAUCUUUGGAUCCGGCAACUUGGGAAUAAAUCCAAUAAGAACCGAAUCCCCACAUGAUGACCCAUUCCAGAGAAAGAGUCCAUUCAGCUUUGAGGAUUCUGUUCCUAGUACUCCACUCUCCAAGUUUGGCAACUCCCCGCGGUACAGCGAGUGGGCAGGAGAGCACCACUUUGAUAUGAGCUCAAGGUUUGACUCCUUCAGCAUGCACGAUGGUGGAUUUUCUCCCCCACGGGAAACUCUCACGAGAUUUGACUCCAUAAGCAGCAGCAGAGACUUUGGCCAUGGUCAGGCAAGGUUCGACUCCUUAAACAGCGGCAGAGACUUUGGCCCUGGUCACGCAAGGUUCGACUCCAUAAGCAGCAGCAGAGGCUUCGACCAUGGUCAGACCUACUCUUUUGAUGACUCAGAUCCAUUCGGUUCAACUGGUCCAUUUAAGGUCUCAUCGGACAAUCAAACUCCAAGGAAAGGUUCUGAUAAUUGGGGUUUCUAGUUGGCUGCUCAACCCUACUCUUCUGCCAUUUGCUCUUUCCUCCUCUUCCUCCCAACUUUAAGGUUUGUUCCUGUUAUGGCCAUUUUUCGUGUUAUAUAGCCCGGAACAUAAUCUAGCAGUUGUAAAGUUGUUUGGUAUUAUUGUCUUGCUGUAGUCACCAAUUUUUUUUUCAAAAAAAAAAAAAAAAGAAUUCUGGGCGUGUUGGGAUGAAAACUAUCUUAAUUUUCUGAUUCCAAAUUACUUAAGAAAAAAAAAUCUUGUGUUUUUAUCUACAUUGUGUAUAGUGGAAUAGCUUACUGAGUGUAGUAUUUCGGAAUCUUAGUCUGCCGUCCAUGUAAUGAUUUGCAACUUGUAGCAAUAUUUAGAAAAUCCUAAUAUUUGGCUUUGAUUU